AUGAAUUUCUCAGUCGAUCGCAACGUCACACACAUCUCUCUCAAGGUCAGAGACACGUUUGUCACGGCUUUGACAAAGAACAUUAUUGUGGUGGCGCUGUGGAUCUCCAUCAACUACAUCAAUGGCACAUUUGUCCACACCUUCUUCAAACACGAGAUCUUCAAUGUCAACCCUCGCUACAUCCUCUUCAUCCACCUGGUGAUCAAUGACAUGAUCCAAUUGACCAUUGCUGUCUUCCUGCAUGUCAUAAGCUACAUCCUGUUCACAAUCAAUGUGUCUUUGUGCAGCUUUCUUUUGAUGAUCGCCAUUUUUACCACUUUGAAUACUCCUGUGAACCUGGCUACCAUGGCCUUAGAGCGCUAUAUAGCUAUAUGUAUACCGCUGCGCCAUUCUCAGAUAUGUACAGUGCACAGGACCUACAUUCUCAUUGGCAUCAUUUGGAUCAUGGCCGCCAUUCCAAUUUUACCUGACCUUUUCAUUCUCUUGGCCACAGAACGACUUCAGUUCUUCCACUCCAAAAUAUUCUGUAGUCGAGACUCACUUUUCCGCAACCCGUACCUGAUUGAGAAGAAAAACAUUUCCCACGCUGUGUAUCUGACUGUUGUUUGGUUCACUCUUUUCUAUACGUAUUUCAGGAUCAUGUUCACUGCCAAGGCGGCUAAUGCGGAUGCCAAGAAGGCUCGCAACACCAUCUUGCUUCAUGCUGUACAGUUGUUAAUGUGCAUGUUCACCUACAUAGGCCCUUUGAUUGACAGCCUGCUGCUAUAUAUAUUUUCCACACAUGCGCUGGAGAUCCAGUUUACUAGCUAUGUAAUUGUUCAUAUUUUGCCCAGGUUUAUUAGUCCAAUAGUUUAUGGGCUUAGAGAUCAGACCUUUCGUAAGUAUCUGAAGAGGUACUUGAUAUACCGGCUGACGCGGGUCACGCAUGCGCGCAGUCUAGGACCUGUCUACGCAUCGUGUUACUGCGAACGCGAGGCUCCCAGUUGCGAGGUUGAGAGAAACAGGGCAUCGGAGAACGACAAAUGGACGGAAUGCCGCGAUCCCUGCGGACAUGGCCACUACGGUUCGGACUACUUCGCUACUCUGGCUCCUCAUUCUCCUCGUUCUUCUUUGGCUGCCUGA
Molecule: messenger RNA, 1122 nt
Organism: Salvelinus sp. IW2-2015
Lineage: Eukaryota; Metazoa; Chordata; Actinopteri; Salmoniformes; Salmonidae
Source: RefSeq, a predicted model, not a curated record